AAUACCUAUCCCAACUGAAGGUGAAGAAAUCGUCUAUCGUUUAUCGAAACUAUCUACGACGCGUUAUUGUCAAGAAAUCUUUUCCCAUGGAAAAAACAAUUCAUGUAAUAAAACAAUGUCCACCUCAGAUGGGAAACGAGGAACCAAGCGCAAAGUGGAAUCAAUGUAUCCGGUCUCGUUUGCAGAGUUCAAAAAUAUGGUGACCAAUCUGCCGGAUAUCUGCUUUGAACUGCAAAGCGAAAAAGGCGCCAUAACGCUGGACGAUUGCGCUAUGUUUUUCUAUAAACAAUUUUACGAGAAUCCCAGCAUUCGGGAGAAAUAUCCCGUUUAUAUUAAGCCUUGCCCACGGCAUAAAAAAAUGAAGUUCUUCAGCAUACCAACAGUACCUGAAUCAGGAGCCCCGCCGUCCAAAGUAAAGGCUCGGGAAACCUCCAACGCAUCUACAAGAACCGUUUGUGAGGAAGCUCCACCUUGGAUGGUGUCUUUACCAGCUCCGGAAACCUCCAGCGCAACUACAGAAACCGUUUGUGAAAGAUCCCCGCCCUUGAUAGAGGCCUUACCAGCUCCGGCCUCCAGAUCAGCUAAAAGCAUGGCCUUGCCUGAGAUGGUGGCCUUGCCAGGCUGCGCAGGUGCCGUAUCGGAAACCACUGAUGGUCCAGCUUCCAAGAAUGCCACGAGAACAAGGUCCCCAUCUAUGGAGUCCAUAAAUUUUGAUGAGUUUGCUGAAGACGUCCUAGUCAAUAUUAGAAACGCGGGAAAAUUCAUAUUUCCGAUGCCUCGAAAUCUAUUUAUGAAGUACUUGAACAAGGAAACUGUUUUGAAUGCAUGCAUUCCUAACAAAGUAAAAGAAACUAUGCCAGUAGCCGAGCAGCUCUUAACAGUGUACAACGAAUUCUACAUAUUUCCUUUUAAACGAAAAGAAGUUGAAUAUUUUGUUGGACUUCCGAAAGAUUUAAAGAAGCAUAUCUUUAGAUAUGGCAAGCCAAGAGACCUUAACGCAGAAACUACAGUACAAACAUCGUGCCCCAUCGUUCCAUUUACAGUCUUUGAGGAUCACAUUUUCAACUUAAAUGACAUUGUGGCAAGAAUACAAUCUGAAGAUAGGUCUGGCAAAAGCUGGAAGUGGGCAGAGUACUCCCAAGCCUACUACUUUGCCUUUUACCUAAACGUUAAGAUAAGGGAAAAGUACAACUUCGAAAUUAAAGACUGUCCUAAGCGGAUGAAGGAUCGUCUUCUACGAAUACCUAACAAAGCGACUGCCGAGUUUUUAAGGAAACGCAUGCCUCAGAAUCUCCCUCAAAUUAAUCCUAAUGUUUCCACAACUCCCUUGCCGGAGCACUUACAGGAACCAGCAAAAAAAGAUAUCGCGGAUAAACAAAUUACAUUUGGGCUUUUUAAGCGUUUCAUAAAAAACCUGGACGAAGUUGUUCUGCAAAUGCAGGCGUGUGAAAAAUACAAAAAUAAAUCGGAAAAGGAAUGCGCUAAAAUAAUGUAUAAGGAAUUGUAUUCAAACCCAGAGUUUCACAAAACUUUCGAAUGCAAAUGGAAGCCAUGCCCGGCUAGAAUAAGCAAAAUUCUUCUGAGCUUUUCAAAAAGUAUACCUCGCCAGUCAGAGAAAGAAAUGGAUGCAGCUCCUGUUAAAAAUGGCAUACAAAUUUUGGAGGAAUUGGAAUUAGAUCCAAUACCUGGAAAUGUUCUUGAAAAAUGGGUCAAUAAUUGUGAGCUAACGAAAGGCAAAGCUCCUGCAAAGGAAAAUGAAAGUUGGGCGAAACUAAAAAUACCUAAAACAAUAACAUUUAGCUUGUUCGCUCGAUUAAUUCAAAACCUGGAUAGUAUAAUCUUACAAAUGAAGCAAUCUGCAAGAUACAAGAACACAUCGGAUGUGGAGUGCGCCAAAAAGUUUUACAAAAGCUAUUUUUCAUGUCCCAAAUUUCGAAAACUAUUCGUUUGCAAAUGGAAACCGUGUCCUGGGAAGAUACGCGAGUUGCUAAGUCGGUAUGAGGAGGAGGGAAAAGAGAACCGCCCAGAAACAAAUAAUAAUAAUUUGGACUAUGAUGUCGUGGAGGACUUAGGAUUUGGUUUGUUUAAAAUGCCUGUUUCGUUUGAUAAAUUCUGCCACUGCAUUAACAUCGAUGAUAUCGUGGCGAAAUUGAUGAAAACCAGUGAUAAAAAAGUGAUACGUGCAGACUUAAAUAAGUACACUUCGCACUGCACCGAUAUAUAUACCCAAUUCUUCCUGUUUCCCCAUUAUCGACAAAAAAUUUCCUAUCAAGUUAAGACAACAGAUGCCCAGUUUCGAAAACAAUUGGAGAAGUAUGCUGUUCCCAUGGAUGAGAAAGCCAAGAGUUCCAUGGCCAAACAUUCCCUAAAAUCCCACUUGGUUAACCUAAAGGGUGUCGUCUACAAGUUUCCCGUACCAUUGGAAACAUUUAUCCAAUAUGUCAGUAACGACUUGUUAGUGUCGCUCAUAAAAGACGCUGCGCCAACUGCGAGCUCCAAGAGAGUGGCUGAAAUUCAAGGCGACCAGCGAAGAUGCAAUCGCUUGCUGCGUGGAUUCUACCACAGUUUCUACACAUCUCGCGAAGAGAGGGAUAGGUUCCUCUGGUCCUUCAAUGAUGCUCCACCGGAAGUCCUAGAAAAGAUGCACGAGUACGCUGUGCCCAUAUUCUGCCAGGCUGAGGAUGUUCCAAUCGAAAGGGUAGUGGAACAAAUAAAUCAUUCGGACUUACAGCGCAACCCACCCAUAUCAUAUCAAAUAUUUGAAUUUUUCGUCGACUUGGAGGUUGUGAUUAAAAAAAUGGAGGAGGACCCGGCUUACGCUCAUGAGACCGAUGAUAAGUGCAAAAAGAUAUUCUACAGAGAAUUUUACAACAAUCCAAGAGUACGAUUGAAAUAUCCAUAUCAGAUAAAGCCCUGCCCGAUAGAUCUAAUAAAAAAAAUAUUAAUGAUUCCUGAACCGAAUAAGAUCUCUUCAUCGCAAGCCAGGAAUUCGUCAGAUUUAAAGGCACUUUAUGCUGCCAGAAGGAUGGAAUUGUAUUCGAAAACUUUGGAGAAUGUUCGUUAUAACCUGAGUGCACAUGUACUACAUGGAAAUUAUCAUAUCCCCGAUAAACCCAGUUCGGUUUCAAAUGAAGCAGAUGAACCUUUCCCAGAAGAUAAUGGCCUGUCAGAACCUCCAGCGAGCCCAACGAACUCUGGUCAGGAUCCUUCUGCCAGGGAAGAAAUAGAAAUGGAAGUUUCACCAAAAAUUGAUCCUGUCGGAGAAGCUCUGUUGAAGGAAGCUAAAGAAACAUUCUUCGCCGAGAGUAACCUGGAGCACAACCUGCGGUACUUGAUCUGCACGACCAUUGGACUUAAGAGACACAUGUGGCGCUUACUCUAUCAGUUAACUCUGGAGGAAUUUCGCAGCUACACAAACAUCCAUGGUGGAGAGCUCUUGUAUACUAGCGAAAUGGACUUGAAACAAUGCUAUGAGCAUGUUGUAAUCAUGGGAAACUGGCCACUUAAUCUUUAUGUCAGUCUUUCCAAGUUGAGGCACUUGCUGCACAGCAAAGGAGUGGCGAUGGAGACAUUGGACCUCAGCCAGAUAUCCCCAAAGAUAAUGCACUGGAACGAGUUGGUUCAGCACACAGAUUUCGAUCAAAUCGUUGAGCUACAAUACACCGACCGGACGGGCAAGAAGUUUUCGGAUCAGAAAACGCUGUGGCAGGAGCGUAAGCAGUUCUAUGCAGACUGCUGGCGACAUGAUGAAUGGAUCUACCAAGUCCCCAAGAUAUCGGACGGGCGACUCAACGAGAUGCCUUUGGGAGACAUCCCUCCUUCAGUUGAUUUUGUUUGGAGACCUGUUUUUGGCUGCGAAAAUGCCGCCACUUCUGCUUCAGACACAAGGGAGGGUGAUAAGGUGACUAGCCCUGGAAAUAAGGAAACACUCAUUGCUCCUCUCAAUCAAAUAGCACUCUCUGAAGACCAUACGUAUAGCAAACAAAAUGCUUCAAACUCUGGGGAAAUGGACAAUGAAUGUGCUUCCACACAGAUAGACAAUAACUCGGGUGCCGAUACGGAAAGUGAACCCUAUUCACUUUAUAGUGUUUGUAGUUCUGAAACUACGGUAGUUGAACAAUAUCCUCCAGUUACAACUCCCUCUGAGACUAAUACACCUCAAUUGGACCCAGUGGUUGAACCACCAAUGAUUGAAAUUCCAGCUGAAGUUCUAGUAGUACCAGAACCAGAAAGAACAGAAGCCCAAGAAACAGAACCUACGGCCAGUGCUUUAAAUGAAUCAAACUUUGUGGAUGUCAACAGUGUAUGCCCAGCCACCCAAAUGGAUCCAGAGUUCAUCGAUCCACUGAUCAAGCAAGAGCCCAUACACUUUCUUAACAAUCUACGAGCCGCAUUUAGCGACAAUUCCGUCAGUGAAUGUCAAUGGGAAUCGAUUUCCUCUGAGCAAAUAAUCUGCUUGGACAGCGACGAAGAAGUGGACCUAGCUUGUUUUGCAAUCCCGACAAGCGCCAAUACUCCAAAUCCUUCUUCUGUUGAUCCAACAGAGGGAAGGAAAAAUGAAGAAGUAUUAGCCCAAAAAGAUGCUUUUGUGACUCGCAGGAAAAGAGUUCCGAAGAAUAAUCAACAGCCUGCCAAGCGUCCGCGACUCGCCAAAGAUAAUGUGCCGCAACUUAGGCAUGGCUUUAGACCGCUACCACUUUCCACAACAGAUCGCACGGAAACUGUAGCCUCAGGAGACCCAGAGGCAGUAAAUAGCACUCCCUUAGAGCAAGCUCCUCCACCACUACCACUGCAGAUAGCGCUUGUCCCAGAGGAUCAGCGGACGCCGGCUUCACAGGAAGGAAAUGUGACUCAGACGGCACCGCGUAUUACCGCCUCGCAGGACUUUGCCAUGGGCAACUCUUUCUUUGAAUCAUCGCAGAUGCAAAGGCUUAUGAAUAACAUCACCGUUCGCAAGGUAAUUGCAGAAAAUAGUAACACUGAUACUGUUGUUAGUGGCCCACAGCCUGUUGACGCUACGAGUCUAUGGAGUCAUGUGGUUUUCCGGCAGCUAGAGCUCUACCGAUUCUUUGAAUCGCUCACACUCGAAGAUAUUAUAAACAAACAGAUAGAGGGCUACAUGGUGGGUGCCACCUACCAGGAAGCACUCUUCAAGUUUGACAAGCGGGUGAGCCAUGCACGCGGUCCCAUUCUGGAGACACUCUUUCCCCAACUGUCGACGAUGUUGCAGGGCGAUGUGCGACAUGUCCUGCGGGAUAUGAAACAUUUUGAGUACAACUCCCGGUAUCCUGGGUUCAAAAAUCCAAACUUAGAUCUCCGGGAACGUGUAUUGUCCCUUUUGAUGGACGUGGCUCCCAGUUUCGGAAUGUUUCACUUCCAGUUCGAUAAUGCCAGCCGGGUGUGGGCGACAUGCAGCAAGGAUGGUCGGGGGGAUGUAGAUCCUGUUAAGCGAAGAAGCGAGUUUAGUGUCACAGAUAUUAUUUCUCCAGAUGUCCUGGAAGGAAUGAGAGAGCUCAACGAUCCGGAUUUCAUUUUAUAAUAUCAUUUUUUGUUUAAUAUUAAAAAGAGUAUUUAUAUUUAUAUACAU
Drosophila ananassae is the source of this 5587-nucleotide messenger RNA. RefSeq names its product protein telomere ends associated (gene tea). The coding region runs from base 116 to 5539 and encodes 1807 amino acids. Lineage: Eukaryota; Metazoa; Arthropoda; Insecta; Diptera; Drosophilidae. The record is from RefSeq and is a predicted model, not a curated record. The transcript is spliced from 13 exons.